Messenger RNA from Pistacia vera, 3277 nucleotides. Its product is annotated as auxin response factor 4. Bases 632 to 3043 code for a protein of 803 amino acids. The record is from RefSeq and is a predicted model, not a curated record. Gene Ontology annotation, molecular function: DNA binding; protein binding. NCBI's taxonomy places the organism in Eukaryota, Viridiplantae, Streptophyta, Magnoliopsida, Sapindales, Anacardiaceae. Gene Ontology annotation, cellular component: nucleus. Gene Ontology annotation, biological process: regulation of DNA-templated transcription; response to hormone. The transcript is spliced from 12 exons.
GAGAGAGAAAGAGAGAGGUGGGGAAGUGUGGUUUCUGUAGUGUCUUAGCCUGUCCCCCUCCCUCCCCACCCAAAACAGUUUCUCUUUCUCUUUCUCAUAACAGUCUAAGUCCAAAAAGCCACCACCAAGACUGCCUUUUUUCGCCUUUUGUUUCUGUUCUUUCUAUAUGCAAUUGUCUAUGUCUGCUGCUCCCUCUUCUCAGCACCUGCAAAUGGGAGAGGAAUCAUACUUUGAAUUCCUUGUUAUUAUUUGAUACCCUUCUCUUUCUCCUUUCUCUUUCUUUCGUCUCUAUCUUUUUAGCCUUAACAUGACUUUCUUGUUGUUUUCUAUUCAUCUUCUUGCAACCCUUCUACUGUUUUAAUUAGCUUUAGGGUACCCUUCAAAAAAUAUGAAUUUUCUUCCUAUGAUUUGACCUCAUUUCACAUUUUCUUUAGUUUUUAGCUUUGUGGGUACUCUUGUUAACACCACUUGAUUACUCUCAUCUCUUUCUUUUUCUUUUUCUCUUUCUUUUAUUUUAUUUUAUUUUAUUUUAUUUUCAGUUACUAGAUAUUCUCUUUGGUGGGUUGGUUAUGUAGUUGUAUUUCUAUUGAGAGAGAAACAGAGCGAAGAAUACUAUAUACUUGGGGUGUUCAUGGAAAUUGAUCUGAACCAUGCAGCUACUACUGAAGUGGAAAAAAUUGCAUUCUGCAAUGGCAACUGUGAGAAGAACAGUGGGUGUGUUCAUCGUUUGUCCUCUUCAUCUUCUUCUUCAUGUUCCUCAAAUUCAGGUUCAUCUCCUUUGACUUCUUCAAUUUACUUUGAGCUGUGGCAUGCUUGUGCUGGUCCUCUCACUUCACUGCCCAAGAAAGGAAAUGUAGUUGUUUACUUCCCUCAAGGUCACUUGGAACAAGUUGCUUCAUGCUCUCCCUUUUCACCUAUUGAAGUUCCCACCUUUGAUCUUCAAGCUCAAAUCUUUUGCAACGUUGUUGAUGUCCAACUACUUGCUAAUAAGGAGAAUGAUGAGGUUUAUACACAGCUUACUUUGCUUCCUCAACAGGAGUUGGUAGGAAUGGAUAGAGAGGGCAAAGAGCUUGGAAAGUCAGGUGUGGAUGAGGAGGGAGAUGGAGGAUCACCUACAAGAUCAACCCCCCAUAUGUUCUGCAAAACACUUACAGCUUCUGAUACUAGCACCCAUGGAGGCUUCUCUGUUCCUCGUAGAGCCGCCGAAGAUUGUUUCCCUCCCCUGGACUAUAAACAGCAGAGGCCAUCUCAAGAGCUUGUUGCAAAGGACUUGCAUGGAGUGGAGUGGAAAUUUCGACACAUAUAUAGAGGUCAGCCAAGGCGACAUCUGCUUACUACAGGAUGGAGUAUCUUUGUGAGCCAAAAGAAUCUUGUUUCUGGGGAUGCAGUGCUCUUCUUGAGGGGGGAAGAUGGAGAGCUGAGAUUGGGAAUUAGGAGAGCUGUUCGACCUAGAAAUGGUCUUCCUGAUUCAAUUCUUGCAAAGCAGAACUCCCACCCAAAUAUUCUUUCUCAAGUGGCUAAUGCAGUAUCAACGAAGAGCUUAUUUCAUGUUUUCUACAGUCCAAGGGCCAGUCAUGCUGAGUUUGUCAUACCCUAUCAAAAGUAUAUGAAGAGCAUCGCAAAUCCAAUAUGCAUUGGAACAAGAUUCAAAAUGAGAUUUGAAGUGGAUGAAUCACCAGAAAGAAGGUGCAAUGGUGUCGUGACUGGAAUGGGUGACUUGGAUCCUUAUCGAUGGCCAAACUCAAAAUGGAGAUGCUUAAUGGUCCGAUGGGAUGAAGACAUUGGGAGUGAUCAUCAAGAACGAGUUUCCCCCUGGGAAAUCGAUUGUUCUGUUUCUCUCCCACCCCUGAGCCUUCAGUCCUCCCCAAGGAUGAAGAAACUGCGGGCAGGUCUCCAGGCUACCCCACAUGACUACCCUGUCACUGGAGGGGGUCGAUUUUUGGACUUUGAGGAGUCUGUCAGAUCCUCUAAGGUCUUGCAAGGUCAAGAAAAUGUAGGUUUUGUAUCACCCUUAUAUGGUUGUGAUACUGUUAACCACCCGCUGGAUUUUGAGACGCGAACUCCUGCGCGUCAAAAUCUUGCAUUAACUGGAAUAGGAAAAGGUAACGUUAAUGAGUUUAUGAGGGUGCACCCCACCACUUACACAGGCUUUAUGGAAUCCAAUAGGUAUCCAAAGGUCUUGCAAGGUCAAGAAAUAUGCCCGUUGAGAUCCCUGACCGGAAAAGUUGAUCUCAGUCUAGGCACAUGGGGUAAACCCAAUCUUGGUUGCAAUUCUUUCAGCAUGUAUCAAGCAGCCAAGCCCAAUUUCUAUGCAUUACCAUCAGAAAGUCUUCAAAAUAUGUAUUUUACUUAUGGUGACAUGCAGAAAACGGGCAAAAAUCCCACAAUGCCCCCUUAUGGUAAUAACUUCCCAAGAGAAACUGUCCAAUUCAACUCUUCUUCCAUCCAGACAGGGCUCAUUGGUGAAGAGGUUAGAAAGCCAAAUCUACUGAACGAGCAUAAACCACCAGAAAGUCUUCCUAUGCCUACGACUUUUAAGACUAAUCUGAGAAAUAAGAAAGAUGGCAGCUUUAAUGGAGCAGUGGCAGGAUGUAAACUUUUUGGUUUCUCGCUGACUGCGGAAACACCCGCUCCAAGUUCACAAAGCACUGGUAAGAGGAGUUGUACGAAGGUUCACAAACAAGGAAGCAUGGUUGGAAGAGCAAUUGAUCUCUCAAGACUCAAUGGCUAUGGUGACCUGCUAAGUGAACUUGAACAACUAUUCAAUAUGGAAGGCCUUCUACGAGAUCCUGAUAAGGGAUGGCAGAUCUUGUACACUGACAGUGAGAACGACAUGAUGGUGGUUGGGGAUGACCCUUGGCAUGACUUCUGUAAUGUGGUGUCCAAGAUCCAUAUAUAUACCCUAGAAGAAGUGGAGAAGAUGACGAUUGGAAUGACCGACGAUACUCAAAGUUGUUUGGAUCAAGCACCUGUGGUAAUAGAAGCUUCAAAGUCUUCGUCGGUGGGCCAGCCAGAUUCUUCUCCUACAGUAAUAAGGGUUUGAAAGUUUGGCAUAAAGUUUUAUAUGUUGCGUGUACAACCUAUGGAUUCUGAACCUAGUUGAAUGUCUUGUAUGGCUUUAGUGUGUAUCUCUGUGCUCUUCCAUUAUCGAUAUUACAAUACAGUUGUUAAACUCUGUUUGAACUGGUGCUUUCUGUUCAUCAGCCGCACGUAGCACUAAAGCUAGUAAAUGAAUGUGUGGUGGAAUAAUAAUUCAUUCAAUGUGUCACUUUUGAGA